CCCUCCUACGCCUCUCCUACAUACAGUAUGGGUUACUGUAUCCUGGUGGCUCAUGGCCUUGGUCGGUUGUGUUCGGUGGUGGGCCGUUGGGGCACCACAGUUCUCAGUGUCUCGAUGCUACUUCUGUUCCUGCUCUUCUCCUGGAAGACCGUCCAGCAGAACCACGUCUGGCUCUCCAGGGAGGCCCUCUUCCGCUCUGGUAUCCAGACUCUGCCUCACAAUGCUAAAGUCCACUACAACUACGCCAACUUCCUGAAAGACAGCGGCCGGCACCAGGAGGCCAUUCACCACUACACCACUGCCCUCAGGUUAUACCCCCGCCAUGCCAGCGCCAUGAACAACCUCGGCACUCUAACUCGCAACCCAGAGGAGGCUGAGCGCUACUACAGGAGAGCACUGGACACAAACCCUCAGCAUAACCGAGCUCUGUUUAACCUUGGAAACCUCCUCAAGUCCCAGGGGAAGGAGAAAGAGGCUGAGACUUUGCUGAAGGACUCCAUACGCUAUGGUCCACAUUUCGCUGAUGCUUAUUCUAGUCUGGCAUCACUCUAUGCUGAGCAGAAACGCUUUGCUGAAGCCAAUGAAGUGUAUCUGAAAGGAAUAGAGAACUGUCCAGACAGCUCUGACCUGCAUAAUAACUACGGAGUGUUUCUGGUGGAUACGGGAGAAGGUGAGCUGGCAGCUGCUCACUACCAGCAAGCUGUUAGACUCAAACCAGCACACUACGUUGCCAUGGUGAACCUGGGCCGCCUGCUCCGAUCCUCCAAUGAGAACAAAGAAGCCGAGUCUUGGUACAAGAGGGCGCUGCAGGUGACGAGGAAGGUGGACAUUUUGACUCCACUUGGAGCUCUGUACUACAACACAGGACGCUACGAGGAGGCCCUGCAGGUGUACAGAGAGGCAACUUCCCUGCAGCCAGACAGUACCGACAUCUGGUUGGCUCUGGCUCAGGUUUUAGCCAUGGCAGGUCGUCCCAAAGAGGCUGAGAAGAUGACCCUUGACAUCAUAUCCAGAGAAGGCAACUGUAUCGAAUGUUACCGCCUCCUGUCCGCAAUCUACAGCAAGCGUGGCAACUACACAGAGGCUCUGGAUGCUCUGGACAGGGCCCUGCAGCAGAACCCCAGUGAUCUAACAGUGAGAGCAGAGCUGUAUUUCUCCAAAGGAAACCAGCUCAGAGAGAUGAACCAGCUGGACCGAGCCUUUGAG
This is a messenger RNA of Micropterus dolomieu (smallmouth bass), 1206 nucleotides long. RefSeq names its product protein O-mannosyl-transferase TMTC1-like. Gene Ontology annotation, molecular function: mannosyltransferase activity; protein binding. NCBI's taxonomy places the organism in Eukaryota, Metazoa, Chordata, Actinopteri, Centrarchiformes, Centrarchidae. The annotation marks the transcript as partial. Gene Ontology annotation, biological process: protein O-linked glycosylation via mannose; RNA processing. The record is from RefSeq and is a predicted model, not a curated record. The transcript has 9 exons.